UGGGUAUUGCAGUUUACCAGCUGGAUGGGGCUGAAGUCCAACUGCUGGCUCAAAGACAAGUCCUGCUGACGCAGCGUGCCACCAAAACAAAGCUUUGUGUGAAGACCAGGACACGAAACAGAAUGGACAGCCCAUCGUCGUUUAUCAAAUCAGUGACCAAGCGAGUGUGGUCACCGACACAGCGGCCGUUCCGAGUGUGUAGCUAUGACAGAGAGACCAGGAAGGGCAUCACAGCUGGAACCCUGGAGGAACUGAAAGCCAGGGUGUGCCAGGUGCUGCUGCUGUCCCUAUCUGCGGUGUCUCUGGUCUGUGAGGAGGAUGGGACUGAGGUGGACUCUGACGACUUCCUCAUGACACUGCCUGACAACACAAAGCUGAUGGCACUGGAGCAUGGGCAAACUUGGAAGCCACAAACGGGUCAAGCUUUGGUGCCCAAGUAUCAUGAUCAGACCAAGCCACGUACUGGAAAGGACAUUGCCAAGGUUACGUUUGACCUUUACAAAAUGAGCCCUAAGGAUUUGUUCGGCUCUCUGAGUGUGAAGGCCACUUUUCAGGGGCUGUACUCAGUGAGUGCAGACUUCCAGUGUCUGGGGCCCAAGAAAGUCCUACGAGAAGCUCUCCGUGUCAUGUCCUCCAUCCUGAAUGCUGCAGGACACCUUCUCAUCACCUCUGCUGGCAUGAUCCGUCGCAUCAUUGAAGGGGUCGAGCUCUGGCAGCCACAGAGGGCAGAGUACACUGCCAGCUGGAACUAAUGCCAGCUAAAUGAAUGAGUAUUUGGUUGCUAUCCUAACACUCCCCAAAUUAACCCCUAUAAUUUCAAUAGUCAUUGUUAGAGUCUCCCUUCAAUUUGUCAUAAUUGUAUUAAUGUGACAUCCAUUCCUGUCACCUUGACUACUUAAAUAAUAUAUUCUAGUGCACUAACGUCACAACAAAGAUUUUGCUAUGCGGCAAAAGCAAUGAAAUAACGUUCUUCCCUGUGGCACCAGGGUUUAAAAAAAGGAUGUAGAUUAUGAUUUUUUUGUUUUAUCAAGUUCUAUCUGUCACUUUCACACAAAAUCCAUUUCAGAUCUUAGGGGCCACAGUCCUUUUGUUCAGUAGAUGACCAUAUUUUAAUGGCUUUCCAUCAAUGUUUACACAGCGGCUGUUUACCUAUACAGUAAUAAACAUGUGACAACUUUGUUUCUACCUCUAAUAGAAUGCAAGGUGGGGAAAAUGUCUUGAAUGAAAAAUUGUAAUAAAAUGACUAAGCCAGAAAUAUAAAACGAAAGAUGAAGGCAUGACCCCCCUUCCCUUCACAUUCUUUAUGCUGGAUAAAGCCUCUGUAAUUAUAUAACUGUUGUUUGCUCUUCUCUGUUCUAGUAAAUAUAAACACUUCGCAACCAGCA
Molecule: messenger RNA, 1385 nt
Organism: Synchiropus splendidus (mandarinfish)
Lineage: Eukaryota; Metazoa; Chordata; Actinopteri; Syngnathiformes; Callionymidae
Gene: cideb
Product: cell death inducing DFFA like effector b
Exons: 5
Coding region: 123-752 (209 amino acids)
Biological process (GO): apoptotic process; regulation of apoptotic process
Source: RefSeq, a predicted model, not a curated record